GAGAGAGAGAGAGAGAGAGAGACGUUUGAGCCGUCAUUUUCCAACGUCUGAAAAGUGUGGAAUUCCUCUUCAGAAAAAGACGAAACACCAUAAACCCCUAAAAUACUUUAAUCAAAGUACAAUUCCCUCAAUUAAAUAAAAUUAUUUUCUCGAAAUCUGGCAUAUAGUUGAAAAAAAUAAACAAUAGCCGUUUGAAUUCUACUGUAAUUUUUGUUUUUGAAGCUGAAGUUGAGUUGCGAAAAUGGCGGCCUAAGUCAAAGAGGCUGAACUCUCUCACACUGCAUUGAUCUCUCUCGAGCUCUCAGAAUUUAAGCAAUCCAAACAGUGAAUUUGUUUGUCGAAGGAUCCUCAUUGGCGUUGCCGUUUACUCAAUCACAACUUGAGUCAGAAAAUGUUCCUAAACUUAUAUGUAUUACCUAAAUAUCACUGAGCCUCUUCUCGAGCAACGUCUCUGCUUUGCAGUGAGCAUUGUGGUGUUUCUAUCUGGCUUUUGCAAGUUACUCAAAAGAUUGUGGCACCGCCAGUUCUCCCAAUUAAAUAUUUAUUUGAAAGAGGUUGCAAUCAGCAGUUUCAGUAUGGAGCCUUCACAGAAUCAUAAUUUUGUGCAAUUUCAUUCCCCAGAAUAUGGAAACGAAGAUCAUGGUUCUGAAUCACAAGGUUUUAAAAAGGAACCUUCAGGUCAUGCAAAUGCCAGUUUGAAGUCUCCAGACAUUACCUUUUCAGAAGCUAAACCUGUACAUAAUUACUCUAUACAGACCGGUGAGGAGUUUGCUCUUGAAUUUAUGCGUGAUCGAGUCAACCCCAGAAAGGAUAUUCCAAAUAACUCUGGGGAUUCCAACCAUGCACCUCGUUACAUGGAGCUAAAAGGCAUUAGUCAUACUGGCUCCGAAAGUGGCUCGGAUAUCUCUAUGGUUGCAACAACAGAAAAAGAUUCAAGAGAAUUUGCACAAAAGAAUACAUCUUUACAUGUGGACAAGGCUAACGAUGGUUCUUUACAAUAUAUGCAAUCAAAUUACAACAGCCACCGCGUACUGUCAUAUACCUCAUCUGGAGCAUCAGACAGCUCAUCAACAAAGCUUAAGAUUCUAUGCAGCUUUGGUGGAAGAAUUCUGCCACGUCCAAGUGACUGUAAGCUGAGAUAUGUUGGUGGAGAAACACGCAUAGUCCGGAUAAGCAAGGAUAUUACAUGGAGAGAGUUGUGGCAGAAAACAACUGCAAUUUACGAUGAAACAGCUGCUAUAAAAUAUCAGCUUCCUGGGGAGGAUCUUGAUGCUUUAGUUUCCAUAUCGAGUGACGAAGAUUUAUUGAACAUGAUGGAGGAGUGUAAUCUUCUGGAAGAUGGAAAAGAAUCAAAAAAGCUUCGCAUGUUUCUUUUCUCUCCAGCAGAUUUGGAUGAAGCUCAUUUCAGUCUGGCAAACCCUCAUGGUGAUUCAGAGAUGAAAUACGUAGUUGCUGUCAAUGGCAUGGACCUUGGAUCUCGAAAAGGCUCUGCUUUAUGUGGUUUAGCUAGCUCUUUCGGAAACAAUCUAAAUGAGUUGGACAGACUGAAUGUUGAUAGGGACACAAGUAGGAUUGCCACUGGAUUUGUUGGAGUUAGUAACUCAAACUUGGUUGGCUUUGUUGCACCGCCAACAUUGAUUGAGCCUUCUGCGGCAACUGUGUCAAUUUCUUCCAAAGCUUAUGAAACUGAUAUGCGGUUUUUUCAUGGUCAGACUGUGCACAACGAUCAAGAAAGGCAUUAUCCUUCACAAUUUGGCUAUAAUUUUCACUCUCCCUACUAUUCGCCUUCUGAAAGUGCUGUGCCACAAUCUUCCUAUGGACUUAUUUCUGAACAGAAAGAUCUUGAAGGGAAGUAUGUGAAUGCCUUGGGCCCUGUUUCUGAACCGAAAGGCCUUGAAGGAAAGCCUCUAAAUAGCUCAGACACAGUGUUCACAGGACCGCAAGAAAAGGAGGCUAAGCUGAAAGUUGAAGACCUAAUUCAAACAGAGAGUGAAGGUAAGCAAAUGUUUGAUAAUGAGCAUUUUGUUCCUUUGCAGGCACCCGGUGAUAACACUAAAGUUAGUUUUCCUGUUGAAGAGUCAUCGGUCAUGGUGGUACCUAAACUAGAUAGAGAAUUUUCUUCGAAGGAUUCAAAUGGCAAAGGGAAACCUGAGGAACCUAUGCAGGUACCUAAACCUCUCGAUGCUGUUAUGUCGUCUGGACUUCCCUCAUCCAAUGGCAAUGAGUAUUUUACUUCUGGUAAUGACCCUGUUCCUGAAUCCGUCUCAGAGUCUAACCCUACUGAUUUGAGUUACUUUGAGUCUUCUAUUCCCCCACAGAGAGUUUACCGUUCUGAAUGGAUUCCUCGAGAGCAGUUGGAGUUGCUUAGCAGAAUAUCGAAGUCAGAUGAUUCGCACAAUUCUCAGUUUCUAGUUAAUCAGUCACAAAAUGAUACUUCCCAGCAUGAAUUAGUUGCAGCAUCUGUUGAAAACUUGCAACAGGGAAAUGUGGAUAUUCCAGCCGAACAGUCAGUUUCUAUUGAAAGGUCUUCCCAUCAGGAACAGGAAACCUUUGAUAAUGGGCUUACUAGAACUCCAAAGUUGAAGCAGACAGACCCUCUUGAAGUUGGAGAUUCCAUGCAUGAAAAUUACGUUAUUAAGGCAGAGACAGAACUAGUAUUGAAGCUCCAUAACAGAAGCCUCGAGGACAGUUCAGCUGUUAGCAAUGAGGAUUCAGUGAAAUACCCUGAGGAUUCUAGAAUUCAUUGUGUUGACGAGGUUGGCAGUCAGUCAAUUGCUAACGAUGGCUAUGGGCUUCCUCAAUCUUCAACAUGGAUAGGGACUCGAGAAGAACCCAAUGUCGAUGCUCCCAAAACCAAGCAGGCAGACAUUCUUAUUGAUAUCAAUGACCGGUUCCCCCGUGAUCUUCUUUCUGACAUAUUCUCAAGAGCUGUUCUUUCUGAUGGUUCAUCUGAUUUUGGUCCAUCACUACAGAAUGAUGGAGCUGGUUUGAGUGUGAACAUUGAGAAUCACGAUCCUAAACACUGGUCCUUCUUUCAGAAACUGGCAGGGGACCAGUUCACGAGAAGGGAUGUUUCUCUUAUUGAUCAAGACCAUGUUAUGUUUUCUCCAGGACUUACAAAGGUCGAAGAGGAGGCUCCUUUAGCGUAUGACUUUGUACCACUGACUAGAGAUGGAAUUCUUCCAAACAGGGGAGUGCAGGAGAAAUAUGGUGAAGAUGGUCAGAAAGAUGGAGCUGUUUCUACAGCUAUUCAUUCUGAUUAUAACGUAUCACGUAUGAACGUCAGUGAAGGCAUGCAAUACGAUGAUUUGAUUGAUAAUAGAAUUCGUGACUCAGAAUACGAGGACGGAUUUGGAAUUGUUGGCUUACCUCUUCUAGAUCCUUCUUUGGUGGAUUUUGAUAUCAGCUCAUUGCAGAUCAUAAAAAAUGCGGAUCUCGAGGAACUGAGGGAGCUUGGUUCUGGCACAUUUGGUACUGUAUACCAUGGAAAAUGGAGAGGCUCAGACGUGGCAAUCAAGCGUAUAAAGAAGAGUUGCUUUACUGGUCGCCAAUCUGAGCAAGAGAGACUGACAAUUGAGUUUUGGAGGGAAGCUGAAAUUCUAUCAAAGCUGCACCAUCCAAACGUGGUUGCAUUUUACGGUGUGGUACAAGAUGGACCAGGCGGAACAUUGGCCACUGUGACAGAGUACAUGGUUGAUGGUUCUUUAAGACAUGUUCUAGUUCGAAAGGAUAGGAAUCUUGAUCGCCGAAAGAGACUCAUGAUUGCCAUGGAUGCAGCUUUUGGAAUGGAAUAUCUGCAUUCAAAGAAUAUAGUGCACUUUGAUCUCAAAUGCGACAAUUUGCUGGUUAACUUAAAAGAUCCAUCAAGACCUAUAUGCAAGGUAGGGGAUUUUGGUUUAUCGAAAAUAAAACGAAACACCUUGGUUUCCGGUGGAGUUCGAGGAACUCUUCCAUGGAUGGCUCCAGAGCUUCUAAACGGAAGUAGCAAUAAAGUUUCCGAGAAGGUCGAUGUUUUUUCAUUCGGUAUUGUCUUGUGGGAGAUACUCACCGGGGAGGAGCCUUACGCCAACAUGCAUUACGGUGCAAUCAUAGGUGGCAUUGUGAACAACACAUUGAGGCCAACGAUUCCGAGCUAUUGUGAUUCGGAAUGGAGAAUAUUAAUGGAGCAGUGCUGGGCGCCUAAUCCUGCAUUAAGGCCUUCGUUUACCGAGAUAACUAAUCGACUGCGUGUAAUGACUACUCCCUCACCCCAGACGAGAAAGACGGGUUCGUAGUUAAUUAACUAAAUAUGGUUCGAUAAAUUAGUCUUCUUUUACUAAUUAAAUUAUACCAAUAGAUUUGUUCAUUUAAUUGGAAAAAAAUGGUCUGUUUAACGUAGUUAUAUUUGAAUAUUUGUAUACAUAAAUAUUUGAUUAUUAUGAUAGUGUUAACUUAUAU
Erythranthe guttata (spotted monkey flower) is the source of this 4437-nucleotide messenger RNA. Its product is annotated as RAF-like serine/threonine-protein kinase 20. Gene Ontology annotation, molecular function: ATP binding; protein binding; protein kinase activity. Gene Ontology annotation, cellular component: cytoplasm. The record is from RefSeq and is a predicted model, not a curated record. Lineage: Eukaryota; Viridiplantae; Streptophyta; Magnoliopsida; Lamiales; Phrymaceae. Gene Ontology annotation, biological process: signal transduction; protein phosphorylation.